Chiroxiphia lanceolata (lance-tailed manakin) is the source of this 1787-nucleotide messenger RNA. It is a transcript of the gene NPPC, whose product is annotated as natriuretic peptide C. Gene Ontology annotation, molecular function: hormone activity; hormone receptor binding. The transcript has 4 exons. Gene Ontology annotation, cellular component: extracellular region. Bases 928 to 1317 code for a protein of 129 amino acids. Gene Ontology annotation, biological process: receptor guanylyl cyclase signaling pathway; cGMP biosynthetic process. NCBI's taxonomy places the organism in Eukaryota, Metazoa, Chordata, Aves, Passeriformes, Pipridae. The record is from RefSeq and is a predicted model, not a curated record.
GCUCGUUUACAUCAGUGUUAAUCAGCAGUGACUGGCCAAAGGGCUGGAGCCACCCUGAGAUGACUCAACAAGGGGAACCCUGAAUGGGAGCAGGGCAGUUCCUCUGACACCUCCAUCCGCUUCCCGCAACCCACUUGGUGUGAACUAACACUGCACAUGGAAGUGCCACCCCUGCCAACCUGAUUGUUAAUAGUAUUUCAGGUUGCAGGCCGUGGCAGGGGGAUGGAGGGCAGCGGGGUGCUCGGCCUCUGUCUCCCUGCUGUUGUCCAGAGGAUAAACCCACACAGCACAAGGAUAUACUCAACGGCAAAGUCGGGCCAUGAGUUUGCUCUGGAGCCUCUGAGCACCCUUGGAAAUGUCUCAAUUGCAGCAGCAGCACCCAGCAUUAGGCCAGAGUCUCGCUCCCUUUGACAUCUCUCAGGCACUGGGAGCUGUCUGCGCACUUGACCUGAGGACUCAAGCCAUGCUUGGGGGGAUAGAGGGAAGCAAGACAGAUUUGUUACCAUAAAUGAGCUAAAAAUCAUCUCUAUCUUCAGUAGAUACUAUCUGCUGUGUCACAACACAUGUGAUCUUGCCUCACCCAUCCUUCAGCUUCUCCAGUCUUCUCUUGAGCCCUCCAUACCUCUGGUUGGGAAACAUGCCACCCGAGAUCAGGACUUAUGGGUUCCCAUCUCCUUCAGUGCCUGGAGAAACGCCUGCAGCAUGCCCCAGACAGGAGGGAAAAUCUGGUUUGUCUGUGUUUGUCCAGUAAAGGAAGAGAGAAUCAGACUUCAGCAAAGAGGGACAGGCAGACAAGAAAUAGGCGGCAAGAGGGACCUCGCGGCUCCGCUCUGAACUUUGACUCCCGUCGGUCCCGGCCUCUCCCCGGGGCUGCCCUCGGCUCCCCGCUGCCCCCCCCCCGGCUCCCUUCCCGCCCGGCCCCGCAGGAUGCAGAUCUCAUCCUUGCUGGCUGGUGGACUUUUACUCGCGCUGCUCUCCGUCAGGCUGGAGGCGAAGCCGGCGUCUCAGCUCCCACAGAAGGCGUCCCGCGGGUCGGCGGCGGCAGCAGCAGCGGCGGCAGCGGGUCCGCCCGAGACGGCGGAGCGGGAGAAGGAGCGGGAGAAAGAGCGGGAGAAGGAGCGGAGCGGCGGCGGCGGGUCAGGCCCGCGGGAGGCGCGGGAGGCGCGGGCCGAGGCGCGGCCGCGGGCGGGCUGGGCGCGGCUGCUGCAGGACCCGCCGGGCCGCCGCCACAAGGGCCUCCACAAGAAGGGCCUGGGCAAGGGCUGCUUCGGGCUCAAGCUGGAUCGCAUCGGCGCCAUGAGCGGCCUCGGAUGCUGAGGGACCCCUGGCGGGCUUUGAAUCCAUAGUCCACUUUCUCCUACCACGCACGGCCAGGCACGGCCAUCCCCCAGGCAACACCUAGAAGAGCAGUGAUCCCCCUGGAAUGGACAAAAGACGUGGCUGUGUUUUUCUUUUUGGUACGAGGAGUCAUGGCACCAACUGUUUUGGUUUUGUUACUUUUUUAACAAGUGCUCUCUAUCUUAUAUAUAUUAUAUAUACAAACACUCACCGAGACAAGGGACAGUGCUUUUCCAAGAGACUGAUGAAGCCAGCUGUAUAACGUUGCUGUUUGUAAAUUCAUGUCAUGCAUAAAUGUAUUUAUGUUGUAAAGCUAUUUAUAUAUUGUUUAUAAAGAGAUAUUUAUAAAAAAAUUAUUUAUGUAACUAAAUGAAAAGUUGAGCAUUGUAACAUUUUUUUUGUCCUAAGUAGUUGAAAAACUUAAAAAAAAAAAAUCAUUCCAUGUGGCA